Molecule: messenger RNA, 2187 nt
Organism: Topomyia yanbarensis
Lineage: Eukaryota; Metazoa; Arthropoda; Insecta; Diptera; Culicidae
Gene: CaMKI
Product: calcium/calmodulin-dependent protein kinase type 1
Exons: 4
Coding region: 643-1764 (373 amino acids)
Biological process (GO): protein phosphorylation
Molecular function (GO): ATP binding; calmodulin binding; calcium/calmodulin-dependent protein kinase activity
Source: RefSeq, a predicted model, not a curated record
UUCACCCAAGUUGCUCAGAUGGGAAAAUAUAAGACAGCAGCAUUCGUCUCUCAAAUAUGUUGUUUGACAAAAAUAAUAAUUGUUGAUUUUGAUUGUCUGACAUUGCAUUCCCAACCACCUAAACUGCUUAGUUUAAGUAGCUGUUAUUUGUAUAUCUCAAAAAAGCACGAUUUUAAUUAUUGAUAGUUUAACGUUUUUACUUGAAUUUUAUUUUCAUCAAACCCAACCGAACUUGUAAGGGCUACUAAGCAAUAUUAAAUGAAGUACUCAAAUUAGUUUUGCGCUAAACGGAGUCAUUGUGAUGACGUCAGCAGAACUGAAAAUCGCAAACAUUCUGUCUCGCGUUUCUUUAUCUCAAAUGGCGAUAGUGUGAGAUUAACAGUGUGGCUCAAUCAAACAAAAAAAUACUAAUGCUGAAAACGGGAAGAGAAAUAAUAUGUAUAAACAGAUCCAGUUCACCACCGUAGCUAAACGAGUCAUCUGUGAUUUGACCAUCCGAAAGCUUUCGAAUAUUCGCAUUUUUUCAAAAGACCUAAUCUUUCAAAUGUGCAUUUUUUAUUUGCAUUAUUUUAACUAAUUCGUAUGUAUUCAGAUAGUGCACUUUGUGAGUGAGUAGUACUAUUACGUUCGCAAAAUAUAAAAAUGCCGCUAUUUGGAAAGAAAGAUUCUGGGAAGAAAGUGCGCAAAGACACUAAAGAAUUUGAGAAACAGCCAUGCAUUGAAGACAAGUACGUAAUAAAAGAACUUCUCGGAACAGGAGCUUUCUCUGAAGUACGUCUCUGUGAGCAUCGAGAAUCGAGUCAGGCAUACGCCGUUAAAAUUAUUGAUAAGAAAGCAUUGAAGGGAAAGGAAGACUCACUGGAAAAUGAGAUACGUGUUUUAAAACGAUUCAGUGCGAAAAGGAAUGAGCAAGACUCUGAAAAAACUUGGUUUACCCACCCAAAUAUAGUGCAACUUUUUGAGACGUAUGAGGAUAAGUUGAAAGUUUACUUAAUCAUGGAACUAGUUACUGGUGGAGAAUUGUUUGAUCGUAUUGUCGAAAAAGGAUCGUACACAGAAAAGGAUGCUUCUUAUUUAAUUCGACAAGUACUAGAAGCAGUCGACUAUAUGCAUGAGCAAGGCGUAGUACAUAGAGAUCUUAAACCUGAAAACCUGUUAUACUAUAGUCCCGCGGAAGACAGCAAAAUUAUGAUAAGUGAUUUUGGGCUUUCAAAAAUGGAAGACUCGGGUUUCAUGGCUACAGCUUGUGGAACUCCUGGCUAUGUUGCACCUGAAGUGUUGGCGCAAAAGCCAUACGGAAAAGCUGUUGACGUUUGGAGCAUAGGAGUUAUCUCCUACAUUCUACUAUGUGGUUAUCCUCCAUUUUAUGACGAGAAUGAUGCCAACCUUUUUGCACAAAUUUUAAAAGGCGAAUUCGAGUUUGACUCCCCCUAUUGGGAUGAGAUUAGUGAAUCAGCGAAAGAUUUUAUCAAAAAUUUAAUGUGUGUUAAUGUAGAAAAAAGAUAUACCUGUAAACAAGCAUUGGCCCAUCCUUGGAUUUCCGGUAACGCAGCAAGUAGUAAAAAUAUACACGGAACUGUAUCUGAGCAGUUGAAAAAGAAUUUCGCCAAAUCACGUUGGAAGCAGGCCUAUCAUGCAGCUACCGUUAUACGUCAAAUGCAACGAAUGGCUUUGAAUAGUGGUGGUGGUUCAUAUGGACGGAGUUCAUCUCAAUUGAACACUACAUGUGUUAUGGAUGACCAGGAUGCCUCUAGCAGCAAAUAAGACUUCAGGAUUCACUCGGAGAAAACAGCUAUAUCAUGACAUAAAGGUUCUUCAGCAAUACCUAAUGCACUUUACACAUGCAGGAAGGCGUCAGUUAUACCUCCAUUGAAUGUAAAUAGCCCACAAUAAUUAAUCUUCAGUAUUGUAUCAAGUACAACUAGACUUAUUAAUAAUUGAAGCCCCAUUAUAUACCAAGUUGCUGUUUGUCUACUGUUUCCCAAACUUUAGCUAGUUUUUGUACAUGUUUCUACGAUAAAUAAUCAGAUCUGCAAAUAAACAAUUUAGAGAAGGGCUUCUGUUUUUGCUUUUGUUGAAUUAUAUGUUAAUUUUUAAGGCAUUGUUAAAAGAUCGAUGAAUAGAAAAGAACUUCCAAUGACCGGUCAGUGUAUGAUACUCAAAAAUAAAUUGCAUAUGUGUAAUCGA